This is a messenger RNA of Cercospora beticola, 506 nucleotides long. RefSeq lists its product as uncharacterized. Lineage: Eukaryota; Fungi; Ascomycota; Dothideomycetes; Mycosphaerellales; Mycosphaerellaceae. The record is from RefSeq and is a predicted model, not a curated record.
GUCGACUUCUUGCACCAUCAACCAGAACAAAUCCACCGAAGCUAGUAGCCAUGAAGUCGUUCAUCGUCGCCUUGGCAUACAUUGCAUUGGCAUUUGCCGCACCUGUAAUCAUUGAGCCUCAAGGUCAAGCGUCGUCGCCGAAUGCUGUCUCAAGUCGAGAUGAGGCUGUCAAGUCCAGCUUCGAUAUUGCACACAGGAACAGACAAGCUCGGUCAAUAGCAGUGAAUAGAAGGGAAGAUGAUGCGCUCGCUGGCAUAGUCUCAGCUCGAGACGGUACAACUGAAUUCGACGCGGAUGCCUUCUACAAGGACAGGCGAAACGAUGCAGCACUCGAAGCGCGGGAUGGCACGACUGAAUUUGACGCAGAUGCCUGGUACAAGGGCAGGCGAGACGACGACGCACUCGCUGGUAUUGUAGUCACGGCUCGGGAUGGCACGACUGAAUUCGAUGCAGAUGCCUUCUACAAGGAGUGAUCUUUUCUUCACGCUAUGAGUGUUCCAUCCAUG